Messenger RNA from Coniophora puteana RWD-64-598 SS2, 1173 nucleotides. RefSeq lists its product as uncharacterized. Gene Ontology annotation, molecular function: protein phosphatase inhibitor activity. NCBI's taxonomy places the organism in Eukaryota, Fungi, Basidiomycota, Agaricomycetes, Boletales, Coniophoraceae. The coding region runs from base 74 to 901 and encodes 275 amino acids. The transcript has 5 exons. Gene Ontology annotation, biological process: regulation of signal transduction. The record is from RefSeq and is a predicted model, not a curated record.
CCCCACCUGACCCCUUUCCACGACCACCGUCCACACCCGCCGCUUCUUGUACAUACCUCUCGACAGCGCGAUCAUGUCAGACAGUACAGCCAACGACCACACCGACAUCGCCAUGACCGAGAGCCCGCCCCCUGUUCCGCCCCUGCCCCGCUCCGCAUCGAACCCGAAACCGAAGGGCAUCCUUAAGAACGCCUCUGUGCCGGGCCAGAAUCAGCACAGCCUGCAGUGGGACGAGGAGAACCUCGCGCUGACGGAGAUCCAGAAAGACAGUCUGAUGAAGAUCACGGAGCCCAAGACGCCGUUUGUGAGGUAUAACGCGGAGCUGGAUCAGGUCGAGGGCGACAUCCCAGAGCUCCACCUCGGGCACAACCGCGUCAGCUCGCCGACCAACUCGACCACAUCUGUGGGUGCGCCUACGCCUGCGCCCGUCGCCGCCGUCGCCACCGCAGCAGCAGCAGCAGCAGCAGCGCGCUCGCCCUCGCCGACGGGCGCGGACACCUCGGGCCCGUCGUCGCGGCGCACGUCGCUCUCGAGUGUGCCCGCGAGCGCGGGCGGCCGUUCGGGCGGGAGCACGACGAGCAGCCGGAGCACGAGCUUCAGUCUGCCGCAUGAGGCUAGGGGCGAUAUUCACGAUCACGACCACGACGUGGGUGUGGUCGUGGGCGCGGGCGGGAUGGAUCCGGGGGAGGAGGUCGAGCUGGAUGAGGAGAUGGAUGAGGAAGCGGCUGCGAAGCACGCUGCGUUUGUGCGUGCGCGGGGGAGACACUAUUCGAAUGAGGCCGAGGCUAUGAAGCUGGCUGCGAAGCUGAUGGAGAUGGAGGACGACGUGGAGGAGACCAACGACGGCGCGUCGCAGGCGGGCGAGCCUGCCGUGAUCAACGGUGUCGUGCACGGCGAUUAGACGCUAUUGGCGUUGUGCUUCCUCCCUCGCGGAGCGCGGUCUGUGAUACUCAUAUACGUGAUGACGGGUGCCGACGUUAGAAUGGGUUACGGUGGGGUGACUUGAUCGUGAAUACGGAGGAUUUCCAAUCGAUGUAAUGUACAUUGUAUGUAUGAGCCGAUGUCGAUGGUGAUGAUGGUGUCGAGGUUACUGCAGUGGGUACGGGUGUGCAUUUUUGCCUGUCUAGUCGACUCUUACAUUGUUGUAGUUGUGUAAUACCUUUUUGAACUGUC